Rhea pennata is the source of this 13682-nucleotide messenger RNA. RefSeq names its product diacylglycerol lipase alpha (gene DAGLA). The transcript has 21 exons. Lineage: Eukaryota; Metazoa; Chordata; Aves; Rheiformes; Rheidae. Gene Ontology annotation, cellular component: postsynaptic membrane; cytoplasm; dendrite membrane. Bases 220 to 3315 code for a protein of 1031 amino acids. The record is from RefSeq and is a predicted model, not a curated record. Gene Ontology annotation, biological process: diacylglycerol catabolic process; retrograde trans-synaptic signaling by endocannabinoid; arachidonate metabolic process. Gene Ontology annotation, molecular function: lipoprotein lipase activity.
AACGGACGGAGGCGGUGUUAGAGAAUUGGGGGGCCGCGAGGCCCCCGGGAUGGAGGUGGCGGUGGCAGCCCUGGGCCUGCGUCGCAGCCGACGGCGGCGGAGAGAUUAACUUCAGUCUGGCAGCUGGAACACCUUUAAAGUUACAGUGAUGCUGGGAGAGAUUCCUGAACAGAAGGAGGUGAGUGUUGUGCCUGCUGAACCUCUUCAGACCCGCUAGCCAUGCCAGGGAUUGUAGUGUUCCGCCGUCGCUGGUCCGUAGGCAGUGAUGACCUUGUUUUGCCAGCCAUCUUCCUUUUCCUACUUCAUACCACCUGGUUUGUGAUCCUCUCUGUGGUGCUCUUUGGGCUGGUGUACAACCCUAACGAGACCUGCUCACUUAACCUGGUGGACCACGGCAGAGGCUACCUGGGCAUCCUGCUCAGCUGUAUGAUUGCAGAGGUGGCAAUCAUCUGGCUCAGCAUGCGAGGCAGUAUCCUGUACACAGAGCCCCGGGACUCGAUGCAGUAUGUGCUUUAUGUCAGACUAGCUAUCUUGGUGAUCGAGUUUGUGUAUGCUAUUGUGGGCAUCAUUUGGCUAACACAGUACUACACUUCAUGCAAUGAUAUCACUGCGAAGAGUGUCACUUUAGGAAUGGUAGUGUGCAACUGGGUUGUCAUCCUGAGUGUCUGCAUCACUGUCCUGUGCGUCUUUGACCCAACAGGGCGGACCUUUGUCAAGCUGCGUGCUACAAAGCGGAGACAGCGCAACCUCAGGACAUACAACCUGCGGCAUCGCCUGGAAGAAGGGCAAGCCAGCAGUUGGACACGCCGACUCAAAGUUUUUCUUUGCUGCACACGAACAAAAGAUUCCCAGUCGGAUGCCUACUCUGAAAUCGCCUACCUUUUUGCUGAGUUUUUCCGAGACCUUGACAUCGUCCCAUCUGACAUCAUUGCAGGCUUGGUUCUUCUGCGCCAACGGCAGCGAGCAAAACGCAAUGCUGUGCUGGAUGAGGCAAACAAUGACAUUUUAGCUUUUCUGUCUGGGAUGCCAGUGACCAGGAAUACAAAGUAUCUGGACCUGAAAAAUGCGCAAGAGAUGCAGCGAUAUAAAGAAGUGUGUUACUACAUGCUGUUUGCCCUGGCUGCCUAUGGCUGGCCCAUGUACCUGAUGAGGAAACCCACAUGUGGACUCUGUCGCCUCGCCAGAUCCUGCUCAUGUUGCUGUCUCUGUCCCUCACGUCCCCGCUAUGCACCUAGUGUCACCAUUGAGGAAGAUAACUGCUGUGGCUGCAAUGCCAUUGCCAUCCGGCGGCACUUUCUGGAUGAGAAUAUGACCUCAGUGGACAUUGUUUACACUUCUUGUCAUGAUGCGGUUUAUGAAACUCCUUUCUAUGUUGCUGUGGACCAUGAUAAGAAGAAGGUGGUCAUCAGUAUCCGAGGAACUCUGUCUCCAAAAGAUGCCUUGACUGACCUAACUGGAGAUGCAGAACGCCUUCCAGUUGAGGGUCACCAUGGAACGUGGCUGGGACACAAAGGAAUGGUGCUAUCUGCUGAGUACAUCAAGAAGAAAUUGGAACAAGAGAUGGUUCUUUCUCAAGCCUUUGGACGAGACCUGGGCAGAGGGACAAAACACUAUGGCCUGAUUGUGGUUGGUCAUUCCCUAGGGGCUGGCACAGCUGCCAUCCUGUCCUUCCUCUUGCGUCCACAGUAUCCGUCACUGAAGUGCUUUGCAUAUUCUCCCCCAGGUGGACUGCUGAGUGAGGAUGCCAUGGAGUAUUCAAAAGAGUUUGUGACUGCAGUCGUGCUUGGCAAAGAUCUAGUGCCCAGGAUUGGUCUCUCACAGCUAGAGGGGUUUCGCCGGCAACUUCUUGAUGUUCUUCAGAGGAGCAACAAGCCAAAGUGGCGAAUCAUUGUAGGUGCUACAAAGUGCAUACCGAAGUCAGAGCUCCCUGAAGAGACAGAAGAAAAUUCAGUAACCAGUAAUCGCCUGUGGACCCAUCCUAGUGAUCUAACUAUUGCCCUGUCUGCAAGCACACCCCUCUACCCACCUGGCCGCAUCAUCCAUGUGGUACACAAUCAUCCUGCAGAGCAGUGCUGUUGCUGUGAGCAAGAGGAUCCCACUUACUUUGCUAUCUGGGGUGACAACAAAGCAUUUAAUGAAGUGAUCAUCUCACCAGCAAUGUUGCAUGAACACUUGCCAUAUGUGGUCAUGGAAGGGCUCAACAAGGUCCUGGAGAACUACAACAAGGGAAAAACAGCUUUACUUUCUGCAGCCAAAGUAAUGGUGAGUCCUACAGAAGUGGAUCUAACCCCAGAGUUAAUCUUCCAGAGUCAGCCCUUGCCUAGUGGACCCUCAGUACAGAUUGGAACUGGAGCCAUAGCAGUGGACAGAAGGAACAGCAGUAUUAAGAGCAAGUCUCAUUCUGAAAUUAGCUUGGAGGGAUUUUAUGAGACAAAGGCAGUUUCUCCUGUGCAGAAAGACCCUGUGGAACUUCUCCUCCUAGAUACAAAGGAACGGCUGUCUGUGGAGCUCCAGGACCGUCGUGCCCCUCUAGCAACCAUGGAGAGCCUCUCUGAUAAUGAAUCCAUCUACAGCUUUGACUCAAGGCGCUCCUCUGGUUUUCGAAGCAUCCGGGGCUCCCCUAGCCUCCAUGCUGUCAUGGAGAAGGAUGAGACACACUGCUUUUAUAUAGACCCUGUUAUCCCUGAGGAGAACCCCUCCCUCAGCUCACGGACAGAGCUGCUGGCUGCUGAUAGCCUUUCCAAGCACUCCCAGGAGACUCAGGCCCCAGACACUGUUCUCAACAGUGGUGGUACUACCCCCCAGCGACGCUUCAGUAAGGAGGGGGCCAGCAGUGAGGGAGACCAAGUUUCUUUAUCCCCUCAUGAGGAGCUGUCCCUCCAGAAUGGACGACUCACCGAUGUUCCCAGUCCCCAAGUACUGGAGUUUGCUGAGUUCAUAGACAGCCUCUUUAAUUUGGAUAGCAAAAGCAGCUCCUUCCAGGACAUCUACUGCGUGAUGGUGUCAGACAGCUCCAGUGACUUUGCAGAGAUGCCCAAGUCUGUCAGUGAUCAGGAGAUCCUGUUAAGGGCCCAAUAUGAACCCAACUUAGUCCCAAAGCCCCCAAGGUUGUUUGCAGGCUCAACAGAUCCUUCGUCGGGCAUCUCUGUCUCACCUUCCUUCCCCCUUAGUUCAUCCGGAGAACUCAUGGACAUCACUCCCACAGGUGUGAGCAGCCAGGAGUGCUUGGCCCCUGACAAAAUCCGGACUUCCACCCCCUCUGGGCAUGUAACCAGCCCUGCCAAGCAGGAGGACCUCAUGAUUUCUGCUCUCUAGGGCAGGGGUAAAUGGGUGCGGCUCUGCGAGCUGAUCCCAUAGGCUGAGUGCUGGGAUAAUACUUGGAAGCGUUGGUCAUUGGGCAGUUCAGGUCAGAGGAGACACCUGGAAACAUUCCUUCUGGGGUGCCACAAUGGCAGCACAGUGGUGUCUGGAGGACGGAUUGUGCUCGGGACCCGUGCUUUUAUUUGAGAGAAGAAGCAUUACCUCACAAUGCCUGCUACACUAAGAGGGUCUGAGUCACUAGAGGUAGAUGCAAGUUCCCUACCUUAGCCUGUCUGGUUUCUAUUAAGGGGCAGAUUCCUUGCCCCAGGGUACUUGCUGAGGUGUGGGAGUGAAAUAUUCUGCUUCAGGGAAUCCUUCGAGGUGAAGGAGUGGAUUCUCUGAAGUUUGAAAGUUGUAUGAACGGAAGCAAAGGGACCAGAUCACCUCCCUAGUACUAUUUUCAAUGGUUUUGGAAAUAAGCGGAUUGAAACUUUGGGCCCUGUUGCACUAACAUGUUGGAUCUGGCCCAAGAUCCAAUUCGUCAUACUUCCAUGGGGAUCGUUUUUGUAGGACACUCUCCCAUUUUAAAGCCAUUGGGACUGUAUUCUCCCUAAAUGCAGUCUCCCCUUCCCUGGCCAGGCACAGCAAGAAUCAGGCAGUCACUGUGUUUUCACUCCCCUGAGUAUAUCUGUGUUCAGUGACCACCAGGCUGCUUUUGAGAGGAAAGGAAACUGUUCUGGAGAGCCAAAGCCCUUUGCCACGUUUCUUCCUUUGCCAGAAGGAGUUUUCCUGGAUGUCGCCAUCGUCACUUACAGAUCCCUGGACCACUCUGAGCUGGCAACGUUCCCGCAGGACUGACAAGAUUCUCAUCUCAGAGCUGCAUGGAAGGAUCAACUUCAACAUUUAGAAGGCUCAUCUGCACCCAGCAUUACUUGCCAGGCCCCUGUGGAGCCUAGGAGCCUCUGCUGGAUCCUGCUGGGUCCUAACACCGCCAGUAUGUAGUAAUCACAGAUCAGAGCCAGCCUCUGUCAUUGAGAGUUCAGGGAAAAAAUGAACUCUUACUAAGUAUUGAAAUCUCCUGUAUGUUUACAGAGCUGCUAAGCUUUUUGGAAGGUAUUUAUUAAGCACACAGGAAAGCUUUCCCUAAGCGAGAAGCAUGUUCAUUCUCUCCUUCCUGUAACAUUCCCUCUGGGGAUAUAGGAGGGAGAGAAUGGGCAGACUUUGGUACAAUUGCAAGUCUCCUGUUUUUAAAGUGCGGGUAGGAUGAUAGGAGAACCCCUUGGAUCUAAGCCUAGGGGAAACUGCAUGCAUCCCUCACCCAGUCUCCUUCUCUGCCUCCCCAUUGCAUGACAACACAUUACAUACCCCAGUCAUGUCACUGGUAAAACUAUGUGAGCACUGCUGUGCAGAGCCUCAAUGUCCAGAGUAGCCAAAUAGAGCUGUAAUAUGGCAGAAAUUUUCUGACCAUGGAGGCAGGAGAGAAGCUACCUAUCUAGAAAGUUAAACAUACUAUGACCUGCACAAAUUCUUUAACUGACAAAAUACACUCAAAGCUUGGCAGAAUCACCAAUCAGUCUUAUGGGAGCUCUGACCUCUCUCACUGGAAAAGAAAUUCCCAAUUAACUUCCUUAUUGUACCCAUGUUGUUGUCCUCCUCUCUCCUCCUUUACUGUGGUAUUUCUGUUGUGGGAGAAUACUGUGCUUCCCAUGAGCUUAGUCCAACUGUUCAUGAGUACUACCUGGGAUCUUGUUAUCUGUAGCCUCUAGCUGUGUUCAUCAAGUAGUAGCUAGAAGCCCUGGCCAUGGAUCUGGACUCUGAUGUCCUGGGUGCUGUACAAACAAAGCAAGAGUGGUAUCAAGCACUAUUGCAUCAGAACAGUAGCACUUUAUGUCCAUUGUUUAUUGAUGUAAAUGACUUCAGCAGGUGCACAGAAAUGCUGAACUGGACUUUGUGUCCAAGUGCUAAAGUCCCUUAUAACAAUUCAAUAUAAGACACUGUAUCUUCUACUCCUUACAAAUCACAGGGCCUCUAGAAGUGCAGCGGCUUUGUCAAAUAGGCGGUCAAAUAUUGUCAAAAAGACAGUAAAAUACUGUCCCAGUGGUUUACAUUCAAAAUGUGAUCUCUUCUAACUUCUUGAAGGGAAUAAGCCUUUCUGGAUUCUAAGUACUUUGUACAAGAAAAAGCAUUUCCUUCCGAGCAACAAAAAGUUACUUCUUCUUUUUUUGUAGAUCCUUCAGAAAAGAGCAGAGUGUUGUAUUCCCCUUGCUGAGAACUUCAGUAGUUCAGGAAUUCAUACAGAAGAGCUGUGUAAGUGUCAUCAGAUCAUCCACUAUUGCAGACGCGGGUAAAGGUGAAUUGCUGCAGAUACCCAAAAUUAAAAAGGUGAUGUCCAGGAAUGCUGGACGAUAAGCUGAAUAGUUAUGAGGGAGAAAGGGUCAUUUGGAGAUGGAGACUGAUACUAGUAGGCUAGCUUACCUCCUGAUGCAAGCUGCUUGACAUUUUGGUAGAGUGAGGAAAAGGAGUUAAUUUCUGCCUUUAAACGUUGGCAGAAGGUGGGUAGUAAUAACUUAGCACUUAGGUGGAGUUUUAUAUCUGCAAAGCACUUUACAAACAUUAAUGAAAGAAGUGUCUCAAUUCCUGGCAGUUAGUAAUGAGGAGAUGGCUUUCUCUGAGACUAGGUCGAACUGCUGGUGCCCUACACAAGGGAGGUAGAAGUUGACUCAAAGCAAGGAAGGUAGAUUCCUCCCUGUUAGAAAAGAGUUAUUGUUUCAGUAGUGACCUGAUUAAGUUUAACAGAUUGCACUAUUGCACUAGAAAGUCAUUUCUAAUCUGGGUGUAACUCCAUUAUUUCUUGGCAUACAUGAUCAUGUGCAUGACUGUUUCCUUUCUCUGUGCCAUUGGAACUGUAUCGUGGGGGAAUGUGGCUACCUUGCCCUGACCAGCUGUAUCAGAAACAGCCUGGCAUGCUGCAAUUUUGCUUUGUUUGUGUUCUGUGCUUAUUAGGCUUCUUCUGAAAAGCCUGGAAAUACCUCCUGCUUGUGACCUAGCUCACCAUAGGCCAAGGCAGUGAAGGUGCAAAACAGCCUGUUUAGUUAAGGUUCUUAUUGCAACACAUUAUUGGUAAUCGCCGUUUUCCACUGUUUUCUCCUGACAAACAGAUCUGUUCCCAGUUGCUGACCCUCACAAAGUAAAUCUAUGUUCUCUGCAUUUUUGCUUUAAAUGUCUUUCUGUAUGUCUUCAUUCUCAUAAUUUCUGUGCUGUAGGAGCAUUUGCACAGGCUGAUGUUGUAUUCCAUCUUGGAAGAGCAUAUUUGAAAAGUUAAAAAUAAAUACUAAGACUGUAGUUACCUUCUUCAUUCAUACUGCAUACUACUGCCUACUUUCUCUGCCUUCUUCUACUCUGAUGUGUAGCUGUCUUUGUUAAACGAAGCUUCUUCAGGUUUCUUAACCGCUUGGCUGCUGGUUUCUAUUCUCAGGCUGUUAUGCAGCCACUUUGUACAUCUUAAUGUUUAGAUAUUCCCUUAAUAUUUCAGUGAGACAUUACACCCCAUAGGGGCAGUACUAGAAGUGUUACUUGUGGUGCCUGACACACUGGACCUCAGCUAAGCAACCAACAGUUCUUUGGCAUAUCCUUAAAUAGCAAUUUGGAGCUACUGGAUAAAGGAGUAGAACUGAGGCCAUCCAGUUCCUGGAGGACAGAAAAUGGACUUUGUGCACCCUAAAAUUAAAGCAUAGUCAGUGAAACCCUGUACACUGAUGCAGCUUUAUCAAAAACUCUAGCAAGGUUUUCUCUGUUCUUUCCAUAGCCCUUCAGGUACACAAGUUUCAUUUAACUGUGUAAGGAUGGGAUGUUGUCAUCUCAUGUUAUUGGAGACAUUCUCAGCAGACUGUAGUGGAAUGUAAUCCUGAAGCCUUGAAACAUUUGGGGCAAUGUGGGAGGCCCUUAACUAGGUGCAUGUUUAACUACAUCCAUCAGCUUAGUGAGGAAGAGCCUCUGACCUUUUCUCAAACACCCUCGCAAGAUAUGAUGGAUUUGAUGUUGCUCUGUUCUUCACAUCUAUAGCCUGCACGCUAAAUAUUUUAAGUAUGUCCAAAGUGGAAGAAAAUAUUCCCAUUGAUAAUAUUCUGAUAUUGAGCCCUGAGCAUGUAGUGCUGGCUAACUUUAUUUUUGAUAGCUCUUCUACCUCAGUAAUGCUGCUUUUAUUGUUUUAAUUGCAGCAGUGCCAAGCACAUAGAGAGGAUCCUGCUGUGCUGUGUGUACAAAUACAGAACAGAAAGACAUCUCUUCUCCAACACUUAAUGUUCUUCCCUCUCCUCUGUGGAGCUGUCCUAUCUGUUUGGAAAUGCAUUUUCUUCUGAAGUUAUGACUCUUUGAUCUUUCUUUAUUUCUCUAAUCUCUAUUCCUGUCAUGUAAUCAGGAGCUACCUUAUCUCUCUUCUUGGUUACUCCAUCUCAGGAUGAUGGUGUCUCAGUCUACAUCCUUGGUAGCCCCACUGACACAGUUACUCCCCAUGUUCUCAUAAUGUUUCAAAACACAGUGGAAUGGGAUUCCUGUCAUUGUCUGUCUUCCCUAAAUUUGUGUCUUGAUUCACUUGAGAGCUGCUGCUUUCAGUGGCAGAUAAGGAUGUGUAGAAAGGUCAUAGAGUUGUUAGCACUGAAAGGUUCUUAGAUGUGAGUGUAAUAUCUCUAGCUUUUGCUUCUCGUGUUUCUGGUCUAUAUUUUCCAUAUUUAUUCACAGCUUCUACAAUUUUUUAAAAGAACUUUAUUCAGAGGUGAACAGGAGUUAUAUGAGAUAUUUUGCUCUGUACAGAGGACUGAUAUGGCAAAGCUAGUUGUGAAUGUAAAUAUGAAAAUCCACUGACUCUCAUUUCUGUGCUUUUGGGAUAUUAAAUAUGUUGUUUUAGAUUACACUAACAGCUGAAGGUUCCAAACAGGAAUGGGAUUUAAAGAGGAACUAGGUGUUGCUGUCAAUGAACAAAGGAAGAUGAGAAGGAAGAAAAUCCACUUGGAUGAAAUCCUGUCUAACAUGCUGUAGAUGACCCUUCUUGUGCAGGGAGGUUGGACUAGAUGAUCUCCACAAGUCCCUUCCAACCUUACCGAUUCUGUGAUUUAGUGAGCAAUGGGGGGAUGCACAUUCAGUAUAUGCUCUUUAGAACUUCUGCUGCGAGAGCUGACUUAUUGCCCUACCUUGGCCAGUGUAUCCUGUCUCUGCCAAAGGAAACAGUGUAGGGGGGAUCUGUGACAAGCCCAGCAAACUGAAUGGAUGUAGGAUUACUUCUUCGGAUAUCAUCUCCAAAUAAGUUUCACCCCGCCCCUUCAGUUUCACUGUGUUUGUAAGGAGGAGCUAAUUAAGAGGGGUGUUAAACCUUCUCUUUGCCUUCAGUGAUUUUGUUUCUUUAUUGAGUCUUUCUGAUUUGUCCCUGCUCUAGAUGCAUUUUGUCCCACUCUGUGUGAAGUUUUUCUGUAGUUUUGUCUGUUGCUACUUCCCAUUUUUAAAUUCAUUUUAAUUCUUGAUGUGUUCUGCUUUCAGACUGGGUAUUGAGCUCUAUACAUGUUUGUGAGCAUCUUGUUGAUUUAUAAAAUGGCCUCUGGUAAUAUAUUCUUUGUGCAUUUGGUUGUUUUCUCUAUGUUUUUUUUAUCUGCAGGUUGGCAAAGACCAGUAUUUUCAUUGAACUGCCCACACAGCUACCCAGUUUAAUUUAGAGCUCAGGGCAUAUGAGUGAUAAGAAUUAUUCCUUGCAGCGGCCAUGUGUUGAUCAUUGCUGAAAUAUAUUUGUUGGUGUGUUUGCAAUUUGCCUUUUGCAGCUAUAGCCCUUCAGAGAAGCUUGAAAGUAGCUUCAGGCUUAGUCAAAAAUAUGUUUUUGUCAUCUGCCAGUGUACUGACAACCUUAUACUUGUUCCCUUUCCUAGGAUCUCUCUCACAUCUAUCUGGGAGCAAAACAGAAUAUGUAUUACCUUACCUAUGCAAAAUGUACCUGGUUUCCUCUGCAAGUUUUACAAGCUGAGUGGAUGUGUUUCUAGAUAUUGUGAAAUUCACUGAGGUGUCUUAAAAUUUAAUUGUUCAGUCACAAGCUACCUCCCUGUUUCUGCUGGUGAAUAGAUGUCAUAUGCUCAUAUGCAUACAUAAAUACUGCAUAUACUUAUAAGUGCUGCCUGCUAUAUCUAAAUCCCAACAUGACCAUGACACUGGAAGGCAUUCCAGCCUACCCCGUUUAAUUUUCAUGAUCAACAGAAGCACUUCUGUAUCUACCUUGAGAAUCAGCUGGCCUGGAGAUCUGCUAGAUACCGAGUGUUCACUGUGUGAUUAUGCGUACCCACGGCUUGGAUAUUCUCCUCUCUUUGCAGUAUGAGAACAUUCUGCCUGCAGCAGCUUUUCUCAGUUUGCAGCAAGGUUACCAGCAGCAUUUGAUCUCUCUUUUUUUAGGCAAGAUGGUUGUAACUACUGCCUGCAGGACACAUUAAACCACAUAGGCCAGUAAUUUGCUGAUAAAGUGGCUUAUAAGUCUUUAAAUGCAAUGCAGAAAUACUGGCAGUAUUUAAAGUAACCUUUAGCCCUCAACAAGCCUAGCAGCUUUGCUGUUUGCUUGAAAGCUCCUUCAGCUUUUUUUGAAUCUGUGGUAUUACAUUUACAUCUUUCUGCUCAGACAAGUGAAAUCUGAGAUCCUUUUUGCUGAAGAUCCUUCUAUGCUGUCAUAUGUUUGUUAUCCUGUCUUGUGUUGAAGUUACCCCAACUGAAGCUGGAUUUUUGCUGAAAGCUGUUAUGUAAUUAUGCUGCUGCCAGCACAACUCUCACAGAGCUGUGAUACUCGCUUUCUAUUCGGAGAAGCAUAGGGUGAGUAAAUAUUUGUUGGCUAAAUGCUACCUUGUUAGAGUUCUGUAGCAACAGAAGCAAUGAGUUACAAAAGUAAAGGGAAGUGUAAGGAAAAUGGAUCAAAUAUCUAACAUAUUGAACCUGAAAGCUCAAUGUGAAAUCCCAAGAUAGACUUAACAGGAAUGGCUGUUGUUGCUAUUAGCUUUGGGCAACAGUGCACAAAAUAGAAAAGGACACAUGCAGUCUAAAACUCCUGUCAGGUCCUUUUCUUAACAGAUGAAAUGUCAGCUUCUUUCCUGCUUGCAGUGUACAUGGUGCCUCUUUAACCUGCUUAAAGAAACGGAAGGUUGGAAAUUAAGCAGUUGUUUUGCACAGACUGCUCUGCUGGAUUCUCUGAGAGAACUUACUGCUUUGAAGCAUUUGAAAGCACUGGUUCACUUGGUCUUGUUGCACAUCCUUAUCAGAGGCUGUUCAGUACUGAGCUGCAAAGCUGAAUUUAGGGAAGAACUACAUCUCUUGUGCAAGAGUUCCCUUCCAUGGUGCUCCCUCAUGGAUGAUGCUGUCUUUCAUGUUGCAGGCAGGGAGUGCAUCCUGCUGGGAGGCAAACACUGCCCUUAGCAGAAGGGAGGGUGAGAGAGAGGCUGGAACUGAGACAUAUGACUUAGUUUGGGAGUUCAUUGCUUUCCAGUAAAGUAGUCAUACAGCUAAUAUGGGUGGAGAAGUAUGAGAGGUGUAGGUGAAAUGGGUUGUAUGAAUAUUAAUUGAUGUCCUUCUCCUCCUUGCCAACUCCUGAAUGGGCUCUAUUCCCUUCAAGUGAGAAGCCAGUGCCCCUUGUAGUGAGUUGUUGCAGGUCAGAUGGCAUGGAUCAGCACCUGGGGCCUGCAGUUUGUUUGCUUUUGUUUUACAUUCCAUCCCUGAGAGUCAGGGCCUUCUUCACUGCCAAUUGGGUAGGUGGGUGGGUAUCGUAUCUGUGGUGGAUAGAGCUGGAAACCUAAACCUUGCUAAUUUGUAAACUCUGUGUCAUUAGAACUGAGAAAUAUUUUAGGAAGGAAAUCCUUUAUUGUGUAACAAUAACCCAUCGUGUGGAGGGUGGUAUGUUCUGCAUGGCGGCAAAACUGUUGGCUUCCAUUGCAAACUACCAAGCUUCUGUUGCACUUUCUUCUUCACCAUCUCCACACUGUAUCUACACCCUGUGCUUCUGUUAGAGCUGUUACACCCUGUGCUCUGUGCAGGAGAAUGUUGCCAUUCUAAACUCUGGCUAUUAGUGGACAUACACACUUAAAAUUUGAAACUGUCAGAGAGCAGUUCCUCAUUGUGUCGUAGAAGUGACAGCCCUAAACGACAAGAGGAAGUGUAUGCACUUACCUUCAAGGACUUCACUGCCUCCAUUAUUGAUAUAUGUUUUUGCUUAUUUUCUUGAGUUCAUACGUGUUGUGCCUUUGUUUUCCAUUGGCUUGAGGUACAAACCUUCUGCUUGGGAUCAUACAGCUACUAGCUUCCUUUCCAACUUCUACACAUUUUUUUUCCUCUGGAAUGUGGAUGCAAGGAGAUGAGGUUUGGCCAAGGACUGAUUCAGAGUUGUUCUUACUGUCGAUACCUCUUUUUCUACCUCGGUUAGGCUUUGCAAGAUUUCCCCACUAUCUCCUGCCACUUCAGGUUAUCUCAAAGUGCCAAUAGCAAAGUCGGACCUGAGGCAGGCUGCUUCUUCAUACUCACACCACAGUUACCCAGCCAUCCCCCUCCAAUCUUGAAUCUUGUCUUGCAAGGCAAUUUUUAUCCACAGUAGGAAAGGAAGACUCCCACCAUUUCUUACCUGUGGUGUAUGUGAUCUCAGACAAUGUUUAACAGGUUUAUUCAUGAAUAUAACUCCCUGUCUUCAAGAUCUGACCCUCUAUGUGCAAGAACUUAUGCUGAAAGGGACUUGUCAUAUUCUAAACUGUUCCCUGCAGUUUUGAUGUAAUGACAGUUCUCAGAUUGGUUCUAGGAUAGCUUCCAAACAUAAGCUCUCUUAUUAGGGAGUUGGGCAUUUUUGCUGUUGUCGUUUCUGUGUUUGAGACCCCUGCUGACUUCACCAUAUCAUCCCUUGUUCUGUUUUUCACUUGCUGAAAUAUUCUACCCAUGCUUCACAUCCAUAUGAUAAAAGGACCUCUAUUUGGUUUCUUAUUUAUUUCUGUAAAAUCAUUAAACACAGACCAGCACAAAAAUGAACCUUCAUUUUGGUUUUAUUGGGAUUCCACUGCCCUGCUUUCUGACACACGCUUUAUGCAAUUCUGAUGCCUCAGAGUCAGAAAAAUGUGAUACAUGUGGCAGUACCAAGAUGAGGAGGGAGCAAUCCAAAGCAGCAUGUACAUUGCUCAGCACUCAGACGUGUUUGGUGGCACUUGCCUGUAUGAUCUGUCCUGUCCUAACACAUUACCUUAGGGAGUGUUGUGUAUAUGAAAACGAUCUCAUCACUGUGUGUUUGAUAGACUACUACUACUCACCUCCUUGGGUCUUAGCUCCUUUAUCAGCAUAUCUACAGGUUCCACUGGCAGCCACUGUCUGGUGGGUAAGUGGCAUCGUUUGCAACUACCAAGGUUAUAGCUUCCCUGCUUUCCCUCCACAAAUACUGCAAUUGACAGCAGAGGUGACAUCCAGGGAAUAGUUCCAAGUUCCUGUCCUACUGAAACUUCAUUAAUAAUGUCAGUGCAGGGAUUACUGAUAAUGAGUUGCACCUCACCAUCUGCAUGCAUGGGGCAGCAGGAGAGGAGCACUCUGUACUAUAAGACCUUUUCCUUUAGCUCAGCUGUCUGCUGCUAUGUCUUUCCAUGACAGCCCCCAGUCUGGUCUCUUCUCCUAGAUGGCUGUUCAUAAGCAGAGACAGUAAGACUGGAAAAACUGGGCAGAAGCUACUUUUCUCUCAUUUUUUGGUGUUCCUUAGUGCCAGCUCUGUUGGGUGGAACCCAGCUCAAUGACCUCCAUGCUGUAAGAGUCACGGCUAUAUUUUGAUGGGGGGCUCUACCAGGCAAUGCGAUAGAAUAGCUUCUUUGCCUUCCACACCUCUGUAAGGGACAACACCAAUGCCUCUAUAGAAAAAAAACCUUUUGCUGGCUUCUGUAACCUAUCUCGCAUCACAUGCUGGGGCAACUCACACUACAAUAGCUAUGAAAUUAACUCUUUCAGCCCAACUGUCUCUUUAUAGCUAAAGUCUUUUGCAUUUAUGGGAAUAAAUAAUUCUUCUAGGGAGCUCUGAGCUGCUCUGGGUGCCUCUCACCGUGUGCAAUCAGUGGGGAAAGAACGCAGGAGCCUCUGUCCCCAUGCUCAAGGUCACUGCCCUUUCCAGGAAUGCUGCCCUCUGGAUCCCUGCUCUGAGCUGCCCCAGCAUGAAGACUACAAGGAAGCUCAAGCACCCUUCGUGUGCCAUUCUCAUGUGACUUUUUGUACCUAUAUGUGAAAGAGCUAAACUAAUAUUGCUAUAAAGAAAGAUGCAGAUUAAUAUAGCAUAUUCUAUAAAGAUAUAUGUAUAUAAAAUACAUGUAUAUAAAAAUUUCUGUAUAUUGUAUGGCACUGUGUAUAAAAUGAAUGUAGAAGCA